Molecule: messenger RNA, 4553 nt
Organism: Chlamydomonas reinhardtii
Lineage: Eukaryota; Viridiplantae; Chlorophyta; Chlorophyceae; Chlamydomonadales; Chlamydomonadaceae
Exons: 2
Coding region: 338-3571 (1077 amino acids)
Molecular function (GO): kinase activity
Source: RefSeq, a predicted model, not a curated record
GCGAAAGCGCACCACCUGAGGUGCAGCACAGUCGUGAAAUGCUCGGAAGCGCCACCAAGGCGAGCUGCUUUGGCAACGACUCGUGAAACUCGCGUCAGUAGCUUAGUUGAAAAUGCCGCCUAGACGGGCCCGAGUGCCUGAAACUCUUGAAAGCCGCAUCAAGCAAGGGCUUCAAUACAUAGCUGCCCUCCGCGAGGACGCGGUGGCAGCUCCAGACCGGGUGGAAUCCCUGAAUGAUGCACUCCAGGAUGCUGACCUGGACUUAGUCAGCAGUGUCGAAGUCCUGGGCGGCAUUGUCGCUGCCCAUGGAUGGGCCGCACGCGCGCUCGCCGCAGACAUGACGAGUAUACCUGCACUCGUCGUCCAUCAAAUUACUGCGAUAAAGCUACAAGAAGUGCUCAGAAGCCGACAGGGCGACCCAGCUGGCGACCAGCUGGUCCUGGCCCUGCUGAGGGCGGACACGCUGGCCGUAUACGCGAGGCUGUUGGCGCAGACGCUCGCAACCACCCGCGCGGCCGCUGCCCGCCGUGGCGCCGCGACGCUGUAUCGGUCAAAGCUGAUGCUGGUCAUGCACGUGGUUGAUGCCCUCCGUGAUGUUGCCGAGUGCGUGGGCGAGAGCUCUGACGCUGGCCUGCAGCAGGAGCUGGUAACGGCGCUGGCGCACACGCAGCUGCUCGAGCACGCCGUCCGGGCACUGCUGCACGUUGCGCAGGCCACCCCAGCUGCAACCGGAGCAGCAGCAGGAGCAAGAGCAUCAGCCACAAGCUCGGCGACGGGGACAUCAGAUGGGGACUGGACCAGCGUGUCGCAGACCGCGGCGGUCCUGUGCAAGACCCUACUGAUGUGCUUCGUUGACAACGUGAGCAUCGCCUCACUAUGCCCGAGGUCCCGGGAAAGGGACACCCUCCACGAUGGCACGUCGAAGCCGGAGCAGCUCAGACUGCUGGAGCAGAUGCGGCCGCUGCUGGCCGCCCCCGGCGUGCAGCUCUUCGCUGGAUGGGCGGGACUGUGUGCAGCCAUGGCCGUGCGGCAAGGCGCCGCCGACGGCAGCAUUCAGCAGGGCUUGGCGCCUCCUGUGUCGCAGCUGCGGCACGGGCUGCCGCCGAAGGUGGUGAGGCCCUUUCAGCCGCCGAGGACCGCCGAGCAGCUAUUCAUCGACAUGUCCGGCAUAGGCAUGGCAUGUGUCAUCGUCCUGCAGGUGACGGUCAGCGGCCCCUGCGACCUGGCCAUCGCCCAGCCGCCCGUGGGCUACGACCACCUGCCGCACAGGCAGCCGCAGCCGCAGCAACUGGCGGGGCCAUCCGCAGCAGGGUCAGCAACGGCGGAGGGGUCAGCACCAGCUUCGUACAGCGCCGUACACGCGUACGGUCUGCUGAAGGAAGUAUGGUACGGGCUCGCCUGCUAUGGCAGCAAGGACUUGUGUACGUUGUGCACGGCCGCCACGGUAAUGGCCCGGCUGCUGACGGAGCUGCGGCCGCGGCAGGCGGCGGUGCUGCUGCCGAGUUGGUGGCAGCUGCUGGCGCAGGAGCCGUCCAUGCUGAUUGAGGGGUACAGGCUUGCGCGGGACGCAGGGGAGCUGCUGCGGCUGCAGCUAAAUGCGCCGCCGCCGGCCGCGUGGGCUGCUGGGGUGACGGAUGCAGCUUCUGCUGCUGCGGCGAGCGUGGAUUGGCCGUCGGGAACCUCGGAGGCGCAGGGUGCGGAGGCGGCAGUAGCAGCGAAGGCAGCAGCCAGCCUGGCGCGUGGGAGGGACCCAAGCUACAGCCUCCGCUGUGCGCUGGACGCGGGGCUCCUGUCAACUGUGGAGCGGUGCCUUCGCGCGCCGCAGGCCUGGCGGCAGUCCGACAGCGCAAGCAAGCUGCUGUACGUCGUGAACUGCGCGCUGCGCUACUCGGGCGUGUGGCCCGCAGUGCUGGCUCGCGGUCCCUUGCAGCAGGCGAUGUCGUUGAUUGCCACGCUGGGCGCAGCAGCUCGGCUGUUGGAGGCGAAUGACACGUUGCUGGACACGAUUGCACUCGCCUCUCAGCCAGGAACAGGGAUAGUUGCGCAGCGCAGUGCCGGGGGCUAUCUGUGUACCUACCUUGCUGCAAUGCUGGAGCAGGUCGCGGACGUGCGGGCGCUGCGCGAAAAUGCACAGCAGCAGCAGCAGCGGGAGUGGCAGCAGGAGCAGGGGCGUCCGGAGCAGCAACCGUUGCAUCAGGCACACACUGAUGCCGCAGCCACCGAUGCCGCAGCCGCAGCCGCUGCUCCUGCUUUGUACCUCAACUCGGUGCUGGAGCGUCUGGGGCACAAGGACGGGAGUGUUAAGCCCUCCACGUGCUCCAUCGCCUGGAUGGCGGCGGCGGGCGGCCUGCCGGCUGCCGGCUCCACGGCGGACCGGCAGCAGCAGCUGCUCGCCAGCUUCGCAGUGUACCAGUGGCUGCCUACGCUGGCAAAGGCAACAGAGGAUGCCUUGCAGGGCUCAGUAGCUGCCGCCGAGCGCGCGGCGCGGCCAUUGUUGCAGGCGCUCCUGGUGGGGCGCCUGCUGGUGGAUGUGCUCUGGCACAGGGAUUGCACAUGGGCUGAGGCCAACGGCGGUGCGGGAGGCGGAGGCGGUGGGGGGGCACGCAGCACGUCGCUGGAGGGGGCGUGGUGGGAGGGUGUGACGCCAACUAUGCAGCUUGCGGAUGGCAUGAGCGGAAUCGCGUACCUCUUCGCGGCGGCCGCAGUAGAGCCCCUGCUCAAGCAUUGCCAUGCGUGCGUGCAGACGGCUGUGCUGGACCUACUCCAGUCGUAUUGGACACUCUUUAAGCAUAUGGCGCGCGCGGCAACGCAAUCAUGGGCGAAGAGCACGGCAAGGCAGCAGCAGCAGCAGCAGCAGCAGCAACAGCCGCCACCGCCCGAGCUGGUGCUGCAGUGCUUGGCGCCGCUGCCGGUGCAGCAGCUGGCGGCGGCGCACGGGCGGCAGGACAUUGUGGAUUACCUGGACGCAGUAGCUGAGGGUGUGAGAGAGGAGUUGUUGAUCGAGUGUGGAGGUGCUGGCGCCGGGGGAAGCAGCGCAGAGGCACAAGGGCCCGCCAGCAGGGAGGGCGGCGUGUUGCAUGCUAGCGCCACGGCGGAUAGGUUGAGGCAGAAGUGGGUUGGCGUCGUGCGGCCGCGGUACCAGUGGCUGCUGUCUCAAGGCCAGGUACAGGCGGGGCUGCAUGACCUGAUGGUCGCAGAGGCGGCGGCUGCAGCGGCGGCUACUGCUACGGGCGAGCCCUCAGCAGCCUGCGGCGGCGGGGACGGCAGUGGUGGUCGCAGUGGCAGCAACAGCAAUACCACUAGCGGCGGCAGACAGGGCAGCAGCAGCGGUGGGCCGGUGUUUGAGCACAAGUUGUGCUGCAACCCGCAAUGCUGCUCGCUGGACAGCCCCAGCGCGUUGAUACCACCUCGCAGCGGCAAGACGUGUGUGCGGUGCCGUGCUGCCACGUAUUGCUGCGGCGCUUGCCAGCUUGCGGACUGGCGUGAGCGGCACUCUAGCACCUGCAGUGGGGCCGCCGCGGCGACGGCAGGGGCAGCAGGCGCAACUAAGGCAGGAGUAGAGAAGGCAUGAGCUCCAACGACGGCAGUCGCGUAGGGUGAAGUGUCAAACGAGUAUUGGAUGCGGGCCGGGGCUGUGUAGGCUGGAAGAAGCCUUGAAGAGUGCACAAGGUAGCACACGAACACAAGGCUUGUGUUUCGUAGGAUUGCGGUUGGUAGCUCGUUCCCCUUCAACUGCGGUAACUUUGGGACCUUUACUUCGUAUGAGUAGCCGUACCCAGUAUGUCGCGCGUACGGUGUGGAGGUUGGCAGCAGGUCUCCGGAGACUGCUUGAAAGGAUGCGCUACAUUGGACGUUCUUUGGUUUGCCUGGAUGGCUGGUUGACGUUUUGUGUGUGUGUGUUGUAUCACGGCAUAUGGGUGACAGUUUAGUUGGUGAUAGGGGUGGCGGACGGUUUAAUGGAUACCAUGCCGCGGCGGCGGUGCAGGGCAUGGCAGCUGUGGGGGCGGCGCAGGACCUGGCGGCAGCGGCGGCGGCGGCGCAGGACCUGGCGGCGGCAGCGGCCCUGGGCCCAGCAGUGGCGGCGUGCUUGUGCGUAGCGGAUGGGGCAGGUAAAGUUAUGUGAAGGAGGGAGCACGGCGACGCCCGAGAAAUGGGCCCGGCGCGCAGGCUCAGACCUGCCGACGUCUGGUUUGCUUGCGGUCGUUGCUGGCGAGCAUAGCAUCUUGCAUAGCAUGGCAGGUUGUGUGGUGGAAAGUACUGCUGUUUGGUUCCCAUGCAUUGCCUGCACUCCCGUUACAUCUCACUACAGCAAUUGUCAAGUUCGCGUUGUCUCUUAAACGUGCCAAGUCCGUAGCCAACCAGCUCGGCUGGACACGUGGUGGGCGGUGCCCGUACAAACCAAACCCAAGGAGGAAGGUGGCGGGGGCAGCUAGAGAUGAUGCGGGAUUAUGUGCGACAAGAAAAGGUGGCUCUCCCUCGCAAGGGAAAAGUGGGCUGAGCCCACGCCACGUCCUCCGUCUGAGGCCGAAGGUUCCGAUACUAGCCUCAUCUCC